Rosa rugosa (rugosa rose) is the source of this 1104-nucleotide messenger RNA. RefSeq lists its product as uncharacterized. The transcript is spliced from 6 exons. Gene Ontology annotation, molecular function: oxidoreductase activity. Bases 67 to 987 code for a protein of 306 amino acids. The record is from RefSeq and is a predicted model, not a curated record. NCBI's taxonomy places the organism in Eukaryota, Viridiplantae, Streptophyta, Magnoliopsida, Rosales, Rosaceae.
CUUGUCUUCUUCCUAGUCAGAUCAUUCAGAGUUCAGACACAGUCGAACUGCUGAAGCUCAAAACCAAUGAAGGCGGUAGUGGUAACGACCCCCGGCGGACCGGAGGUCCUCCGAGUACAAGAAGUAGAAGACCCAGAAAUCAAGGACGACGAGGUUCUUAUCAGAGUCGAGGCCACCGCGCUGAACGGAGCCGACACUUUUCAGAGGAAGGGACUGUACCCACCACCUCCGGGGUCCAGUCACUACCUGGGCGUCGAAUGUUCUGGAACCAUCGACGCCAUCGGGAAACACGUGUCAAGAUGGAAAGUGGGCGAUCAGGUGUGUGCUUUACUUAAUGGAGGAGGGUAUGCUGAGAAGGUGGCUGUUCCGGCGGGACAGGUUCUUCCGGUUCCACCUGGGAUUUCUUUGAAGGAUGCUGCGAGCUUUCCGGAGGUGGCGUGCACUGUCUGGUCCACCAUUUUUAUGAUGAGCCGGCUAUCUUCGGGCGAAACACUUUUGGUUCAUGGGGGUUCCAGCGGAAUCGGUACAUUUGCUAUUCAGAUUGCUAAAUACCGGGGAGUAAGGGUAUUUGUCACAGUAGGUAGUGAGGAAAAGUUAGCAGCUUGUAAGGAGCUUGGGGCUGACGUAGGUAUCAAUUACAAGACGGAGGACUUUGUUACACGGGUAAAGGAAGAGACAGGCGGCAAAGGUGUUGAAGUCAUCUUGGAUAGCAUUGGGCAAGCCUAUUUUAAACGUAACCUUGACAGCUUAGCUUUUGAUGGGAGGCUUUUUGUCAUUGGGACCCUGAGUGGCGCUGUCUCAGAAAUAGAUCUUCGUAUGGUGCUUUCAAAGCGCCUCACCAUCCAAGCGGCUGGUUUGCGAUUCAGAAGUCCAGAAAACAAAGCAGUAAUUGUUAGAGAGGUGGAGGAGAACGUGUGGCCUGCAAUUGUGGCUGGCAAGGUGAAAACUGUUGUCUACAAGCGUUUCCCAUUAUCUGAGGCCGCUUGAGUUCACCAACUGUUGUCUACAUGAAGCUUAGUCUAUCAUACGGUUUGUAAUUUCGUGCUUCAUGCUAAACUGUUUCAUCUCGGUAAGUAAUGAUACUGUAUACUAAACAUUUGUGUU